AUGUUAAAAAAAUCUAAAACCUAAAACCAAAAGCAUCUCUUUCACAUGGGCACUCUUUCCAAACCUCCCAAUCCUCGAGAGUUAAGAGAAAAAUAAUAAGUUGUUGAAAAGUAAUUAGCAAGCGCAAAGUAGCUAGAGACCUCCGAUCACCACCACCUCCGGCGCAAGUUAGAUGCCACCACCGUUCAACUAUUUUCAAUGAUCCCUCUCGGCCUCACUUCUUCACCAUCAUCAUCUUCACUCUCACUAAAACCCUGUUUUUUGCCCUCCCUCAGACCUAUACGUACAAGAUAUAACCAACUCAAAAAACUCAAACAGAGGAAGUUGAGGGAUGGCAAGUGCAGGGCGGAAUUCUCGGCCGACGCGCCGGUGGCUGCGGCAAUCGGCGCGUGCAUACUCAACUCGCUGAUUUUUCCGAUGGCUCCUUCGCCGGAGGACAUGGAGGCUGAAUCCUUGAUUGAUUCCGCCGACGCGAGGUUUGCCGUUAUGGGAAUCAUCAGCUUCAUUCCUUAUUUCAAUUGGAUGAGUUGGGUGUUUGCUUGGAUGGAUACCGGAAGGCGGCGUUAUGCUGUUUAUGCUAUUGUCUACUUAGCUCCUUACUUGAGGACAAAUCUAUCAAUAUCUCCCGAGGAGAGUUGGCUGCCAGUUGCUAGCAUUCUCCUUUGCAUCGCUCACAUUCAGAUAGAAGCAAGUAUAAAAAACGGAGAUAUUCAGGGCUUCCAAGUGUUUAACAGUUUUGCAAAUCUUCUGUCGUUGAAGAAGAAUACUAGAGUUUCCAAAGAGAGUGAGGAAAGAAAAGAUUACGAGAAUUUGCCAUCUGGGCGCGGACAUUACAAAAAUGAGAUACAGGAUUGGGCUGCUCCUAAACAAGAUGGUGAAAUCUUGAAUGAAGAUGAAGAGAAAAACGGAGGUGCUAAGCGUUAACCGAGACUCUAAAAGUGAUAGAAAUGCAAAGGGUGUUGAUCAGAAAUAUGCGCAUUUGAUUGAAAAUCGUUCGUGUACUGGGCGAACAAGCACAGAGUGCACAAGUAAUGGUAUGUAGACAAAAAUAUUUUGCUCUGAUCCGUGAACAAUGAGUUAUGAGAUUGACUAUUCGCCUCCCAUUUGAAUGUCGAUUAUAGCGCAAGUUUUAGUUUCAGAUCUCUAAUGUGUUGUUGGUGAAGUGAUUUUUCAAAUUUUUGUGUUUACAAAAGAAAUAAACCCAACAGGAGAAGGGAAAAUGAAGUCCAUCUGAUCUCAUUUAGUUCGACCUUGCGAAAUCCGUUGCAAGUUAUGAUAUUUUUAUAC
Molecule: messenger RNA, 1287 nt
Organism: Erythranthe guttata (spotted monkey flower)
Lineage: Eukaryota; Viridiplantae; Streptophyta; Magnoliopsida; Lamiales; Phrymaceae
Product: zinc finger matrin-type protein
Source: RefSeq, a predicted model, not a curated record